This is a messenger RNA of Myzus persicae (green peach aphid), 961 nucleotides long. RefSeq lists its product as uncharacterized. Gene Ontology annotation, cellular component: nucleus; transcription regulator complex. The transcript is spliced from 2 exons. Gene Ontology annotation, molecular function: DNA binding. Lineage: Eukaryota; Metazoa; Arthropoda; Insecta; Hemiptera; Aphididae. The coding region runs from base 171 to 896 and encodes 241 amino acids. Gene Ontology annotation, biological process: regulation of transcription by RNA polymerase II. The record is from RefSeq and is a predicted model, not a curated record.
CGUCCGAUGAAACGCGCGUAAACAACACGCACGGCCCGCGUCGUUCCGAACACCCGUGCCGUCGGUGUCUCCAUCAUUUUGAGAACUUGUACGAAACGCAAACCUAUUCGAUAACGACGAGUGUUGCGGGAGGAUUCGCACUACCCCAGCGCGUAGGUGUCCAGGUGACCAUGUCCGGCAAGAGUUCGCUGGAAGUCAGCCGCCUGAUAGCCGAAGUGCACCGGAGGCCCGAGGUCUGGGACCGGCAACACCCGCAACACCACAACAGGUCCGUGCUGGACCAUCACUGGGAGUCCGUGGCCGCUUUGCUCGGCAUCACGGGUAAAGCUGCUCGAGGAAAAUGGAAAAACUUAAAAGACCAUUUUCGUAAAGAGUACAAAAGAUGUAUGACUAGCAUGGAAAGUGAUCAAGAAAUGUCUAGAUGGCCAUAUUUCCAUUCUAUGAUGUUCAUCAAAGAUCAGAUCUCACACACCGUCACAAAUUCAGUAUACUUGACGGAUUUACAGUAUCAAAACAUAUAUCCAGAAGUGGAAUUGAAAGAAGAACUAUCGGAUGAAACAAACCCCUUGAACUGUCUUAACAUUGAGUAUGACAAUCAAAAUUCAGUCGAAAUAAAAUCAGAGUAUUCGAAUCAAGACGAAAAUAUUUCUGACGACAAACAUUUUUUAUUGAGUCUUUUACCCAUGUUAUCUACACUUCCGAUGGAUAAGAAACUCACAGCUCGGAUAGCCAUCGAAACUUCGUUGCUCAACAUAGCUUACCCGGAUCUGAGUAUAGCCGACAAUUCACCCGCUGAACAAAUGGGUACCACUCAAAAAUCAUCUACCAAGACUGAAAAAAGAAAAGGAAUUGCCGAAGAUGAGUGCCAUCCCAGGAAGCGUCCGAUAAACGUGUAAAAAAUUUGUUGAAAUUCAUUUAGUACCUAUAUUUUAUAAUAAAUAAAAAUUAUACAUAUAUAUAA